Molecule: messenger RNA, 1385 nt
Organism: Siniperca chuatsi (mandarin fish)
Lineage: Eukaryota; Metazoa; Chordata; Actinopteri; Centrarchiformes; Sinipercidae
Gene: mmadhcb
Product: metabolism of cobalamin associated Db
Exons: 8
Coding region: 248-1144 (298 amino acids)
Biological process (GO): cobalamin metabolic process
Cellular component (GO): mitochondrion
Source: RefSeq, a predicted model, not a curated record
CUAGCAUGGAGGAAUUUAGUAUUUAGUGUUGUGCUAACCAUAGCUUUGAAUGAGUUCGAUCUUUAUAAACAUCUCUUCAAGUAAUAAAAAUAUCACAUAACGCUAUCAGAUAGAAGUCGAAUGUCUUUGUAUUUCGGUGUUCUGUCUAACACUGUAAAUGGAAGCUAAUUAACGCUGCCAUUUAGUUUGAACUUUGUAACGUUAGCUAGCAACAUAACUGGACACUGCAAGAAAACAGAGGCACACCAUGAUGGCCAGGGUGCUGUGCAGCAGAGCCAGGCUGGUCAGUUACCUCCCAGGGCUUCAUGUGUUGGUGCAUCGUGUGGCUGGAGCCAGAGCCUUCUCUGCUGCUGGAUCCUCGGGCUCUGAUGAGCCCCACCUAGCCAUAACUCCUUCUGACAUGGGACUGCGGACAGUGUGGCCUGAUGAGAGCAUGGGGCCUUUUGGACCCCAGGACCAGCGCUUCCAGCUGCCUGGUAACGUGGGUUUUGACUCCCACCUGGAAGGACUAGCAGAGCAGAAGACAGGCCUGCCAAACAAGAUGAUCCCUGAUGUGCUGUCUGCCCCGUCCAGCAGUGAGAGACAUGAGUUCAUAUUGACCCAGUUCAUCGGAGAGUUCUUUGAGAAAGAUGACCCAGCCCCGUCUCAGAAUGUCAAUAAAGCUGAACAGUACUUUGAUAAUUCCAGUGUGGAGUGUGCCAUACAGUCCUGUCCUGAACUACUAAAGAAAGAUUUCCAGUCCAUGUUUCCUGAGGCUCCAUCCUCUGGUAUGAUGGUGGUCACAGUGACCCAAAAGACCCAGAAAGAUAUGACGUCAUGGUGUGCUGAGGUGGAACAGGAGAGAGAGCAAAUGCUUGACAAGUUUGUUGAUGGAGCGAAGGAGAUCUGCUACGCUCUACAAAGAGAAGGAUUCUGGGCUGACUUUAUCGACCCAUCCUCAGGCCUGGCGUUCUUUGGCUCGUACACCAACAACACACUGUUUGAGACAGAUGACAGGUACCGUCACCUGGGCUUUCAGAUUGAAGACCUGGGCUGCUGCAGAGUGAUCCAACACUCUCUGUGGGGGACGCAUGUUUUUGUGGGGACAAUAUUCACCAACGCACCACCCAGCAGCCUUAUUAUGAAGAAGUUUCAGGGCAGCUGAACACCAGCUUAAGGACACUGGGUUGCCGUUAAAAAUGUAUUUGGACUGUUUGGUGAUGUUAUUCUUGACUGCAGCUUCAUCAUUUUAACAAAGUUUUUCAAGAAUAUCAUAAACUGACUCAGUGUUUCUACCUUUUGAACAUGUAUGUAUAAAUAUUAGUUGAUAUUGAUUUAUAUUUUUAGAUUCGAAACCCACAGGCUGAAACACUACUGUCAUCACAAUAAAGUGCUUCUUGACUAAA